CAGGGUCUUUUUUUCUGCGAAAAGAGCGUCUUCCGUCGGGGCAGAUGAUGCCGAAGAAGAUCGAUCCCGUUCGAAAAGGAAUCAACCCUUCGCCCUACCUUCUUCCCCAUCAGGACCUGUCCGAUCGGAACUCCCUCGCGCGCGCUGGGUCGUAGUGGGGUCAUCCCAGGAACUAGAUAGACUUCCAGACUUCCAGGGACUGCUGCAAAGGCCGAGUUGCGAUCCGCUCGCUCGCUCGCUCAAAAGCCCAGGCUACGUGCGACGGAAUGUGUCCUGCCUUUCUUGCGCGUCCGUCCGCGAACGACUGCUACUACUUCUGACGAAGGCUCAGUGAGAAGGAAUGGUGUGUCCUCUGAAAAGUGGUCCCGGUAACCUAUAGCAGUUCUUCGCUACUUCACUCGAUUACCUGAACUGUGCCUAUAUAAGGAUAAUGAUCGAUAUUUAAAGAAGACUUUGUAGAAAAGAAAAAGGAAAACAAAUUAACAGAAUUAUUAAUGAGCCUCUUUGUGAAUCUGACGUAAGGUGAGAGAAUUCUCCAGAGGUGACUCAAGUGAUAUUUAUCAAGAUUUAAAGAAGAAGAAUUUGUAGAAAGAAAAUAAAACCUUUUAACAGAAUUCGUAUAUCAGUAACGCCCCCGUUUGUGAAUCUGACGUAAGGUGAGACACUUCAAGCCCAGGGCUACGGGUGGUGCCUCAAGUGCUUUACGUAUCAUUGAUUGCGUUCGAACGCAAUGAUUUCCGUUUUCCAGCAGUGCAUUUCCUGAAAGAUCACUGGAAUAAACCUGUGUUUUCGGUGCGCUAUGAGGUGGGAAUGAUUGACACGCAGAAAUACUUUAUGAAGCUCAGACACUUUUCGUGUGAGAUUCCCGAGAGCGAGUGAUGGAAAUUGUCUGGUAGUGUGACCACCUAGAAAAAAAGUUUCCUGUGGGUCGUAAUCGUCUGGGAUUUGUAACCUCCCAAAGUAAAAAUUCCUGAGGGUCGUAGUCGUCUGGAAUUUGUGACCUCCCAAAGUAAAGUGUCCUGAGGGUCGUAAUCGUCUGGGAUUUGUGACCUCCCGAAGUAAAGUUUCCUGAGGGUCGUAAUCGUCUGGGAUUUGUGACCUCCUCCCAAAACACAGUUUCCUUAAAAAGUCGAAAUAAAUCAGUGAUGACGCAUCACGUUUCAGAGUGACUCAGUAUGGAAUCCCUGGUAGACAAAUGCAGCAGCGGUUUAUUAGUGGCGUCUCCCCACCACGGUAUCAUGUACAGCAAGAUGCUCUGUAAACUGGACAACCCGAAGAGCGUAGAUAGCAGAGCUUCACCCCCUCACCCUCCUCCCGCUGCCACGCCUUCUUCGACGCCCUCGCUAGUGGAUCGUUCCCCAAGUAUGACGCCCAUAUCGACAUUGAACCGCUCAUCCUCAUCCUCGCCCAGUGCCACCCCAUCGUAUGCCUACGCCCUUAGCGUGACGCCCUCUGCUGUUGCAGCUGCUGCUUCUGGCGCAGGGGGUACUGUUCUCCUCUCGCGCCCUUCGAGUGGGAGCUCGCCCAAAGCGAUGACUCGUUCGCCGAGUGUUACUCCGACGCUACCUGCCUCCUCCCCGAGUGUGACCCCCAACCUCUCCCUCCAACACCUGCCACUCCACCACCACCACCACCAUCACCAACACCAUCACCUCCAACUCCCUUCGUCAUCCCCGAGUGUGACAUCUUCCUCCUCCUCCUCUUCCAACUCCUCUUCCAACUCUUUCACUUGCGAGUCUCCCAAGAAACAGUUGCUUCCGGCUCUGGGGUUGGCCCAAGAAGACUCAAUCAAGGAGUCUGUCAAUUAUGACAUUCCGGGACCAACGAACGCAAAAGUGCCAACACCCAAUGUCUGUCAAGCAAAUAUGAACCAGAUGUGCAAAGUCUGUGGAGAGCCAGCGGCUGGUUUCCAUUUCGGUGCCUUCACCUGCGAAGGCUGCAAAUCCUUCUUCGGCCGGACCUACAACAACCUCUCUUCACUGAACGAGUGCAAGAACAACGGCCGCUGUGUCAUUAAUAAAAAGACGAGGACCUCCUGCAAGAGCUGCCGGCUUCGCAAGUGCCUGAUGGUUGGAAUGUCCAAGAGUGGGUCUAGGUACGGCCGUCGGUCUAACUGGUUCAAAAUACACUACCUCAUGCAGAACAACAACAACACCAGUUCUUCCUCAGCUUCUUCGACGUCCGCUGACAUCUUGACGAGUGAUUCCACCAUGACAACGUCCAACACAGUGACAACAGCCACCAUCACAACCGACACCCAUUCCCCGGUAGGUCUAGUGAGUCCUCCUGAAAUUAGCAUCAAAAGCUCCAGUCCAGAUUACAAGGAAUUCAAGAUGAGCUCAGACUGCUCCUUCAGUGCGGAUUACCAGUUCAAAUCGGGCGUGGAGAACAAGUCCUACCACUCCCCACCGGCCUCCUCAGAAACUCACACCUCGGAGUCUUCACUGGACCUCAGCGAAAAGUCGCUAUUCCCUCCCCUGUCAGAGCAGCUCUACCCAAAGGAGCUCCUGUCGCUCUACAACCUUCAGAAUCUCGCGCCACGUCUGCCGCCUUACGUGUCCCCAAAUUCCCUCGCCCAGAGGUACCUCUAUCCUUACUACCCGUCUCUCCUUUCAGUCUACUCGCAGAAGCAGUACCUCGACAGCCUUCUGAAGGAGGCGAAGAAUAACGAUGACACCAACGCCCUUGAGGGUGAUGAGGACGACGUGAACCACGACGAACGCAGCUCCCCUGACUGCGGGAUACCCCCUCCUCCAAAGUUCCACAAGUCUUGCUCUAGGUCACCACCUCGUCGAAGUACCCCAGAGUGGCACAGCGCAACGACAGAAGCCCUUCUGAGGGGUAUCUUGCCCUUCCAUCAUAAGAUCCCGGUCCACGACGCCAUUCUAGCUCACAGUUCAGACCACAACCCCGGUUACGACUUCCUGUCGCAGGAGGAGGAGGAUUCUGACCUUGUCCCCGAGGGUGCCACCGCACCGCAGGACCUACCCAUCGAUCUCAGUAUGAAAAGCAAGUUCUCUACUUAUUCCUUCCACAAAAUCAUUAACCUGGAGCAUUCCAUGUGCAGGGCGUCUGGAAUGGACAGUGAAGAAAAUAGUGAAGAGGUCUCGGGAGAGAAGGAAGACGAGAGAGGAAUUCAGACUAAAAAUGAGCAGGAGGUUCCUCUAGACCUAAGUUACAUAGGGUCUUGACUUCAGUUUUUUAGUUUUCCUCUGAUUUAAUGCAACUAUAGUAUAAUCGCUCAAAUGUCAUUUGUCACAUAUAUAUACUUGAUUUUCCUUCACCGUUGUUUUCUUAUUAUCGUACAUUGAGUGGUUGAGUCUCCGAGACCAAAAAAUGUUGAUGAAAUGUGACAGACAAUUUCAGAAGGGGCUCUAGACCUAUGCAGAUCUGCAGAGGAACAAAUUAUACAUUUUCUGUGACAAAAAUAGACUCUGAUCUCAAAGAAAAGAGAGCCAAUGGGUUUGAGCGGUUAUUGUGCCAUACGUAACUUCAGCUUCCACUGAAGUGUCAUUUCUGAAAUUGUGAAAUCUUAUUUGAUGAAUGUAUCGGUGAGUCAGUUUUUAAUCUCUUCAAGAGAUUGAUGAUAAUCUGACAUUUCAUUGUCUUAACUUGUUGAUCUAUUUAUUAUUUUUCUAUAUUACUCUCUUAUAUGAUUAUGAGAUUUAUUUUUUAGAAUAUAGGGAUAAUAAAGUACAGUCACAAGGCAGCUUUUGGAUUUCCAAAAUGGGAAAAAACUUUUUUUUUUUUUUCAUCUCAAUGUUAUCUAGUCUUUGCUGAUGCUUAUAAAGAGUAAAUAUAUUAUUAAAAGAAGAAUUUUUUACAAGUCUGUAAAUGGCUACUGAUGUUUGAGACUAAAACACUUUUCAGUGCUGCAAUUUGCAACGGAGCUUCGAAUAAAUCAAAUUUUUUUUUUUUUAUUAUGGAUGUCUAAUUUGAAAUACUUAAAGAAACCAACUGUAAAUGUUCAUUUGACUUUAGUUCGAUUCCAAAUACAGAACACGUCAUUCAGAACCGAUAUCCUGUAAAUAUACUGUGAUGUUCUUGAUAAUAUCACAGGAAAUGAUUCUAAAGUUAAAAAUCUUAUGGUUUUACCUGUAAGUCUAAGGUGGACCUUUUCAGAAGUGCAUACUGUGAAUGUUCAUUUGAUUUUUGGUAACAAGUACAGAUCUUGUCUUGUAGAACUAAUAUCCUGUAGAUAUCUUGUGAUCAUUUCUGUAAUCGGUUCCAGAUAAAAUCGCAGAAAAUAAUUCUAUGUUCAUUAAAUAUCAAAUGUUUUUUUCUUGGGUGUCCAAUUUUAAACUUUUAAGAAAACAUAUUGAGAGUGUUCAUUUGAUUUUAGCCCGGAGCCAACACAGAUCAUGUCGUAUAGAGCUGGUUUUUCGUAAUCUGUUCCUGGUAAAAUGACGCAAAACAAUUCGAAAUCAAUCAAACAUCAACACUAGGUAAGCGAAGAGUGUUGGCAACAUAUUUUGUAUGCCAUAAAUCAAGAUUAACUCUAAGGGCUUUGAACGCCCACGUACAAACUCGACAGUGGCUGACAGAGAACGUAUUUUCGUAAAGAGGUGUAAUUAAUGGUUUAUCAUUAUUUAUAUAACGAAGAAAGGUUUACUGUGAAUAGACUUAGCAAAUAAAACUAUUAUCUAUUAACUAUUA
This is a messenger RNA of Macrobrachium nipponense, 4656 nucleotides long. RefSeq lists its product as uncharacterized. The transcript is spliced from 5 exons. Lineage: Eukaryota; Metazoa; Arthropoda; Malacostraca; Decapoda; Palaemonidae. Gene Ontology annotation, biological process: regulation of transcription by RNA polymerase II. The record is from RefSeq and is a predicted model, not a curated record. Gene Ontology annotation, cellular component: chromatin; nucleus. Gene Ontology annotation, molecular function: estrogen response element binding; nuclear receptor activity; zinc ion binding. Bases 1176 to 3191 code for a protein of 671 amino acids.